Messenger RNA from Polyodon spathula (Mississippi paddlefish), 1894 nucleotides. RefSeq names its product complement component 8, beta polypeptide (gene c8b). Gene Ontology annotation, cellular component: membrane attack complex. Bases 58 to 1827 code for a protein of 589 amino acids. The transcript has 12 exons. Gene Ontology annotation, molecular function: protein binding. Gene Ontology annotation, biological process: immune response. NCBI's taxonomy places the organism in Eukaryota, Metazoa, Chordata, Actinopteri, Acipenseriformes, Polyodontidae. The record is from RefSeq and is a predicted model, not a curated record.
GUUUGGGAUGAGCAGUGUAACAGACACAUCUCUUCUACUGACUGACAGUGGAUCACCAUGAAAACAUUUUCCACACUAAAGCUUAUUUCAAUGAAACAUCUACUGCUGCUCCAUUCUUUUCUUUUCUUCAUACAUCUAACAGCUGGGUGCAGCAACUCGGCUUGGAACUGCACCCUUCCCAGGAGGCGAUCGAGCCGGGCUGCCUCGAGCCCCCCAGAGCCCCUGGACUGCCAGCUCUCUGCCUGGACUGCCUGGAGCCAGUGCGACCCCUGCCAGAAAAAAAGGUACAGGUAUGCAAAGCUUGAGCAGCCGUCCCAGUUUGGAGGUGAGCUGUGCAGUUACUAUGGCCGAGAUGUGGAACCCUGCAGCACUGCCUCUGUCUGUCGAAACAGCAGAAGAUGUGAAGGCUUUGUCUGUGCCACAACAGACAGGUGCAUUCCUCAAAGAUUACUUUGCAAUGAAGACGAUGACUGUGGGGAUAAGUCUGAUGAGCAAAACUGUAAGAAGCUAUACCCGGCCUGUAAGACUGAGACAGAGGAAUACUGGGGUGUGGAGAACCUUGGCAGAGGGAUAAAUAUAUUGAACAGUAAUUUGGAAGGUGUGGUAUUUGAUAACAGAUACUAUGCAGGCAGCUGCUUACCGCAUUAUAUAUACAAUACAAGAUUCAGAAAACCAUAUAAUCUGCAAACCUAUCUCCUAGAGACUGUAGGGAAGUAUGACUUUCUACUGAAUGAAUAUGAAUCGUAUUCCAGUUAUGAGAAAGAUACAUUCCGGUCACACAGUUCUCAGACGAGCGUGGGCAUUAGUAUUACAUUGCCUGGCAUUUUUGAGUUUGGAUUCAACUACAACGACAACAGGUUCAAGAAGUUUAUACAAAAAACUCGGCGUUUUUCAGGCACUAAAAGCAGUUUUGUCAGAGCUAAUUCGAGGCUGGAGGUAGCUCGCUACAGUCUGAAAUCAAGGGGCCUUGUGCUCCAUCACGAGUUCUUUCAGAGGGUUAAGAGCCUGCCUCUGGAGUACGUCUAUGGAGAGUAUAGGGAGAUCUUCAAGGACUAUGGGACCCAUUACAUUACUGAAGCCACCUUAGGGGGGAUUUAUGAAUAUACUGUUAUUUUAGACCAGAAGAUCAUGGAGGAGUCAGGGUACACCCUGAAUGAUGCAAAAACCUGCAUCAACGCAGGGAUGAAAAUGGGAGCUAACAUCGAAGGAAUAUACAUACACGGUGGAGUCAGCGGUGGCUUCUGUGACGGAAUGCUAAAAGAAAUUGGAGAUGAUAAAGUGAAAAAGACCUUUGUUGAGGACUUUGUAGCCCUUGUUAAAGGAGGAGCGAGUGAAUACGUCACGAGGAUGGCUUACAAACAGCUUCCCACAGCAGACCUGAUGCAGGAGUGGGGAGAGGCUGUCCAGUACAACCCUGAAUUUAUCGAUUCCAAGACGGAACCUCUGUUCCAGCUGGUGACAGGGACAGAUUUCGCAAAUGGCAAUUUAAUCAGGAGAAACAUGCAGCGGGCUCUGGAGGAGUACCUUGCUGAGUCCAGCUCCUGCCGCUGCUCCCAGUGCCGUAACAACGGGGUCGCGGUCCUGAAAGGCACGAGGUGUGAAUGUGUGUGUCCAGUGGGGUUUAAAGGAGACGCCUGUGAGAUCACUCACAGAACAGAUCCCUCUAGUGUUGCAGUCAGUGUGGAUGGGAGCUGGAGCUGCUGGUCACCGUGGUCCUCUUGUACAAACCAGGAGAAGAGAAGAACCCGCCAGUGCACUCACCCUCCUCCGCACAGCGGUGGAAGCCCAUGCUCAGGGAUCGAUGUUGAAUCAACACCUUGCAAGUGAAUGGCAGGAAACAUUCAUCCUGUCUGCUAGUAUCAUUCAACAAAUAAAACUGUUUUCUUUAGACAAA